AUGUCCAAAGAGAGAAGAUCACCACCUGUUAAAUUGGAGAAGCUGAGAUCUGAAUCUGGUUUCCGGGCAAAGAAACAAGAUGUUCAUGAUAGCAGGGCCGAUGAGGACAAAGUACAAUACAAAAUCGAAGGCUUAUACCGUGAAGUGUUGCCUUACUACUUUACGUACUUGACCUACUGUAAGAUGAGAUGGCGUGAUAGAAAGCUGAUAGAUGUCUUCACCUCCGAAUUCAGGGAUCGAUCCGAGGAGUACUACAGGAAGACCAUAAGUGAAGGGAAAGUGAUGUUGAACGAUAAACCGGCGAACUUGGACUCUGUGAUAAAGAAUGGUGAUUUGAUUAGUCAUAGAAUCCAUAGACAUGAGCCCUGCGUGACUUCAAGACCUAUCAAGAUCGUUAAGGAAACUGACGAGUUGAUCAUCAUUGAUAAGCCUUGUGGUAUCCCAGUGCAUCCUACUGGUCGUUAUAGGUAUAACACCGUGACCAAGAUCAUGAAGUUGGAAAUGGACAAAGAAGUCCACCCUUGUAACAGAUUGGAUAGGCUUACAUCCGGACUGAUGUUCCUCGCCAAGAACCCUAAAGGUGCUGAUAAGUUUGUCGAACAGUUGAAAGCCCGUGAAGUUAAGAAGGAGUACAUCGCAAGGGUCAAAGGUGUCUUCCCUGAUGGCGAAAUCACAGUAGACAAGCCGUUGUUCACUUUAGAACCACGCCUGGGUUUGAAUAUCGUCGACGAAGAACGUGGUAAGCCUGCCACCACCAUCUUCAAGAAGAUCAGCUCCGAUGGAGAAACCUCCAUUGUUAAAGCUAUGCCACAUACCGGCAGAACCCACCAGAUAAGAGUUCAUUUACAAUACUUGGGCUUCCCAAUUGCUAAUGACCCUAUAUACUCGAACGUGAGUGUAUGGGGAGAGUCCCUGGGUGCUAAGGGAGAAGCUGAUCAUGACAAAGUUAUGGCAAAAUUGCAUGAGAUUGGUAAGACGAAACCUGCAAGCUCCUGGUUGUAUCCAGACUCGCAAGGUGAAGUGCUAUUAAACAAACAGUGUGAAGAAUGUGGCACCGAGCUCUAUAGCAAGCCUGGUGCAAACGACUUGGAUCUAUGGUUACACGCAUAUAGAUACUACUCCACUGACGAUUCAGACCCGUGGAGCCAUGAAACUGACUUCCCAGACUGGGCAAUUGAGCCACAUCUCAGAUUCAUGUCAUUGGCUUUGAAAGAGGCUCAGAAAUGUGAACCAACCACAACGGCAUUCGGCGUCGGCUGUCUGCUUGUACAUGAUGGUGAGAUUCUCAGCACCGGCUUCUCCAGAGAACUUGAGGGUAAUACCCACGCAGAGCAGAAUGCAUUGGAGAAAUUGUAUCUGGAGACAGGUGAAAGAGACGUCCCAGAAGGCACUGUCUGCUACACCACCAUGGAGCCCUGUUCGCUGAGAUUAAGUGGCAAUGAGCCCUGUGUCGACCGGAUAUUGAAGACGAGGAUCUCGAGCGUCUUUGUCGGGGUCGUCGAGCCUGAAACGUUUGUCAAGAAGAACGUUGGAUUGCAGAAGCUACGUCAAGGUGGUGUUUCAUACAUCAAGGUGCCUGGGUUCGAAGAUGAGAUCCUAAAGGCCGCCUUUAAAGGCCACGAAGACCAUAAGUAA
Molecule: messenger RNA, 1635 nt
Organism: Williopsis jadinii
Lineage: Eukaryota; Fungi; Ascomycota; Saccharomycetes; Phaffomycetales; Wickerhamomycetaceae
Gene: PUS9
Product: pseudouridine synthase PUS9
Exons: 1
Coding region: 1-1635 (544 amino acids)
Biological process (GO): pseudouridine synthesis
Molecular function (GO): RNA binding; pseudouridine synthase activity
Source: RefSeq, a predicted model, not a curated record